AUGGAUAAUCAAACAGCAAUUGUUUUAACUAGUAAUACAGAGGACAAUAAUGAACGUGAUGUAUUAUAUGAGGCAAAAUCAUUUCGACAGACGCGUGAACGCACCUUUUUACAAUGGCCAUUACAUCCAUAUCCGUGUCGCUUGAAGAUGAAAGAAGCUGGUUGGUUUAUUGUCCGUACUGAAGAUGGUAAAUUAAUUGCUGUAUGUUUGUAUUGUAAAAAAGGAUGUACAGGAUGGAACUAUAGACAUGAUCCAUACAAAGUUCAUAAAUAUCUUUCUCCAAAUUGUGAUUUUGUCUCAUUUCCUUGUACAAUUCAAACACCACCAUCACCUAUUGUUGAAUCAGUACCACGUCGUGAACAAGUUCGACCAUCAUCACAUCCAAUGGCGAUAUUACCCGAAAGAGUGAACUCAUUUAAUCAGUGGCCACCUGCAUCAUUUCAUCCAUCGUUUGAUAUUCUUGCUGAAGCUGGUCUCUUUUAUAAUGGUAAUCAUACAAUAGUUGAAUGUUUUUCUUGUCAAGGACAAUUAACUAUCGUUGAUGUAAACAAUGAUCCGAUGACAGCACAUAUUCAUCGAUGUAAAUAUGCUAGACAUUUAAGAGAUCAACCUCAAAGAGCUCCACUUCAGAUACAAGCAUCUCAUAAAGUUUAUAAAAUAGUUGAAAAAAGAGUCAAUAAUGUUAUGUUUUAUUUUUUACAAUGUAUAUCUGCUUCAAUACCUCUGAUACUUUUAUCUGUACGCAUUGUUCUUCCAAAUGGACAAGAAUUAGUAACUUCAGAUAGAAAUAUUAAACGAUUACGUCCUAGUAAUCAACUUCAACAAAAAGUUAAUUGGGUGACAAGUUCUGAUGGACCAUUAGUUAAUAUUUGUAAAGAACUUGCUCAAAAUCCUGUUGAUUUAAAUGCUAUAACAGAUAAUUCAAUAUAUUCAACAGAAGGAUUUUCAUCAUCCAAUAUAAAUAAUACUGUUAAUCCUUCAUUUCAAUGCAAAACUUGUUUAACAGAUCAGGCAUCCCCUCAUAUUGUUUCUAUGAAAUGCUGUCAUUUUGGAGUUUGUUUUAAACAAUGUUUUUUCAAAUGGAUGACAUGUGUUACAUGUGGCUAUACACUUGGAAAGGCAAUACGUAUAUAUGGUGCUUAA
This is a messenger RNA of Rotaria sordida, 1143 nucleotides long. NCBI's taxonomy places the organism in Eukaryota, Metazoa, Rotifera, Eurotatoria, Philodinida, Philodinidae. The record is from the annotation of a GenBank genome assembly.